UCAACUCGUGUGCAAGCAUUUCAAAUCCCUGCUAUAGGGUUUGCACAGAUUGAAUAAACUUUUGAUUCCUCAAAAAAUGCAGAUUGCCGAAAAUAGGACUGAAUCGACUGAUCAGCUCGUGGAAGCUGAUCAGCACGUAGUGAAUUUCUUAGAUUCCAUGGAUACUUAUCUAAAUCUUAUGGAUUCCUUAUCAUCAACUCUUCGUCAGGGAUGGCUGGAGCUAGCCAGUGCUCGACAUUCAAUGGGUGCUGCUCGUGUCAGCAGCACCUUGUUUGACCUCAAAUCCCAUCAUGCUUCAACAACACUAGAAAUAGAAGAUGUUGACGCCAAUGUAGAGCCACCGCAUUUCAAAUUGUGCAAAUGGGUGGCCUCGGAUGAUUCUGAAAUGAAUAAUGGGGAAGCCAAGCUUGAAACGCCACAAGCUCUGGAUCAGGAACCUCAAGCUAGACGGGCUGAAAGUGGUGAAUCCCCGGUUUCUCCUGAUGAUCACGUCCAACAGGCAAGAUCUAGAUCACUUUCCAUGUUUGGGACACUGGUCUCUCCCAAGCUUCGUGCAACCCAGACAUCAUUUGAGAAAGCUAUGGAGAUGCUGGUGGAGAUAUCAAACGUACGAGCUUCUUUGCUGCAUGCUCACAAUCAAGUGCAGAAAGACGUGAAGGCUGCCAAAUAGUUGUGGCUAGCUUCUAGGAGUAUUUGUUUACUACUAUAAUCCCCCCAUCUAGUAUAGUCCAAGACUAUUGAUCAUUCAUACACACAUGAAGAUUUAGACGUUCACAGAAUCCUACUUUACGCCUUUCGCUCCACCCAUCAUUACCUCAGAUCUGUGAUUUAGCAAGAAUGAAAUCCCUUCGACGAGCAGCAAAUGAUGGAUAGCAUAUAAAGAACAUGCUCGUUUGUUCAAGGUGGUUCAAAAGUUGCUAUGCUGUGAGGUAACAUAACUUUUUAUUUUAUAGUAACUCUUCAUUGUUCGGAGAGUCAUGUCGUUUCCACGGACAAGGUAAGAGAUUCCUGACUGCCUGUGUAUCCAUAUGGAAAAGCACAAACUUAUGCAAAAGGAGUGAUGAUGGGCUUUACCAGUAAGAAGUAGUAGUAUUCUACAUCUUUUUGCUGUGAAUGUCUUUUCUGGUUGUAGCAAGUUUCAGUUGCAGUGGAUCUAUUGGUAUUCCUAAGACAAGAUGUGAAAUCCUAUUUUAGUCUGAUAUGUUUGUUAUCUGUUGAGGGUAUUUGGUACGUAAGAAAUAAAGCCUUGAUUUCGUAGUUAUGGUGUUUGGUACAGUAAG
This is a messenger RNA of Salvia hispanica, 1280 nucleotides long. Its product is annotated as coiled-coil protein. The record is from RefSeq and is a predicted model, not a curated record. Lineage: Eukaryota; Viridiplantae; Streptophyta; Magnoliopsida; Lamiales; Lamiaceae. Gene Ontology annotation, biological process: vacuolar proton-transporting V-type ATPase complex assembly.